AUGCGAGCUGAGAUCGCAGCCUUCAGGGAGCAGUCCAGGAUCGAUCGGGAACAACAGAGUACCGAUAGGGAAACAAACCGCCUCACGCAACAGAGAAUGCAGGAUUUGGAAGAUGAAAACACGGCACUGGCCCGAGCACUAGACAGGAGGCACCAGCACAACGAGGCACUUACUCAGGCCCUGGCUAGAGCAUCCCAGCUAGCAGACUUGAACGCUGCCCCGAUAACAGGAAACACCAACACCGCACCAGCACCUCCUACGGAGGGCAGCCAGAGGUUAAUCCAGGUACCGGUAGACUUAUUCCCGGAAAGCUUGAGGCAUCUACCACCACCACCGUUACCACAGCCAGUUCACGGUAUCACGCCGGUACCCGACGCAAACACGGCAUUACUCGUACAAAUGAGCAACUCCUUGCAUGCCCUGCAGGCAAGGGUACAGGCCACAGAAAAUAGAGACACCUGGAGAGCUAUGAACAGUUAUGAGGACCGCCCGGGGCCUUUCACCCAACAAGUUAGGGGAGCCAUUCGAGCGAAUACAUCGAAACCACUGAAAAUUGACUAUACGGGAGUUGGAGAUCCCUACCAACAUUUACAGGCUUUCCGAUCGCAAACAAACGCCAAGGGAUAUACGGACGAAGUGUGUUGUAACAUAUUCCAGGAAACCCUGUCAGGGGAGGCUUUAAGUUGGUUCUACGAACUGCCGGUCGGUUCUGUAGGGAAUUUUAAGGAGUUGGUUGACAAAUUUGUCACUCGAUUCAUCUUACGCAUUGAUGGGAUACACACACCGAAGGGCCUACUGAAGAUCCAGCAGGGAGAAGAUGAAACCCUGAAGUCUUUUGUAAAUAGAUGGCAAGCGGCUACCGCUAAGUCCCGGGACCUCAAUAAGGAACUGGCUGAGCUGGCUUUCAGGAGGGGCCUAAGACGAGGAGAAUUUCUCUACGGGAUCAACCAUAAUCCUCCAGCUAGCUACGACGAACUGAUGGCCACUGUCAUCAGACACGCUCAGGCCGAAUUCGAAACAUACGGGGACACCCCCAGACCAGAACUAAGAUUUUCCACACCGACUUCGACGAUUAGGGAUGAGCCACGAAAAAGGGAGUGGGUCCACAAUCAUGAUAGGUCACCCCAUACCUCGAACAAAAGAGGCAAAGAAUCCUCGUCCAGGUCGAACAGUUACGGGAACACCCACCCUAACCGGGAGCCAAGGGCGCAGCAGGGCCCAAGGACACCACCACCACCUCGGUAUGAGGUGUUCACAAUCCUGAACGCUUCAUACGAAACUGUCUGGAACGAAAACAUGGAUGAGAUACCGGGACCACCCCCAAGGAAGUUCCCAAAGAGCAAACUUACCCAGCAGGAUACCGGAAAAUUCUGCACUUACCACGAGGAUGCCGGACACAAUACCAAUCUGUGUGUUGCUUUAAAAAUACCAUCGAGUCCCUCAUCCAGAGGGGCAAGCUUCAACGAUACCUACCUGCUAAGGAGAUAG
Molecule: messenger RNA, 1488 nt
Organism: Rosa chinensis
Lineage: Eukaryota; Viridiplantae; Streptophyta; Magnoliopsida; Rosales; Rosaceae
Exons: 1
Coding region: 1-1488 (495 amino acids)
Source: RefSeq, a predicted model, not a curated record